Molecule: messenger RNA, 900 nt
Organism: Didymodactylos carnosus
Lineage: Eukaryota; Metazoa; Rotifera; Eurotatoria; Philodinida; Philodinidae
Source: the annotation of a GenBank genome assembly
AUGUUAUUUAAAAGUCCUUCUCCACCUGCUAUCCCUUUUACUCAAUCACAAUUAAAACAAUUAUUAGAAUUCGCUGUAUGCAACAUUCCAUUCAGAUUUCUCGAUAAAGUAUAUAUACAAACUGAUGGAUCAAUUCUUGAUGAUUUCUGUUCAGCAGUAAAUAACUUCACGUACAGUAAAACUGAAGAAUCAUCAAAACCACAUUUAGAUUUAACAAUCGCAAAAUUACGAGAACAAAAUAAUACUAGUUUGCCGUUAACUUCCAUCAAUUUUGAACAAUAUCGUUUAAUUCUAUACGUUGUUGAUAUUCUGUCGAUAUGCUUUGCCACAGAAGUGCAUGAAACAACACAUAUUAUUUUAAAAAAAUUAAUUGAACAUCACAACAGACAAUUUCAGCAAUUAUAUCCAACAUUAGCAAAACCAAAAUAUCAUUUUUGUACACAUCUACCCUAUCAAGUUGAACAAAUAGGUCCACAAAAGUAUACAAAGUGUUUAUCGACAGAAAGAAAACAUCAACAGUUCAAGGGAGUGAAAAUGCGCAACUUUUUAAAUUUACCAAUGACCCUAUCCACCAGACACGAAUUGUGGAUCAGUAUCAUCGAUCAUAAUGAAGAUGGAACUCUUAGUACAACAGUACUACAUGAUCCUGUCGAAUUCAAAUUGAGUGAUAAUGAAUUAACUGAUCAAGAUGUUAUACAAGUGUUAAGUCAAUUGAAUUUACCUUUCGAUCCAGUAGCAAUGAUUAAGUCAAUCAAAAUAGAUGGAAUUGAAUAUCGCGAAAACGCUCUUAUUUACGUUGCAGAUCACCCGUUCCGUGCUUUACCUCAAUUUGGUGAAGUCAAAUACAUAGUAAAUAAUGAAACUGAUGUUCUGUUUGUUAUAAUGAAUUGGAAACGCUAG